AUGUCCAGAUGGUACAUUCUGUUAGCAUGGCGUCAGACCUUCCAACAUAUGCCCCUUGACGCUCAAUCCAAUGUGCCAUUUUCCUCCUUCCAAGACCUCGAGUUUGGUAGCCUUAUCCUCUCUGGAACUUACUUCAUAUUAUACAUCACAUCAAGCCACAUAUGUACGAGCGUUGUGCAGGCAUCAUCACCUGGGCCAAACAGCGCAGUCAUGCUCGCGUCUAGGAAAGGAUGCGCUAGCGAUGUCAGACAGCACCGACAAGGACGGUGGUUUUCAAGUGGAAAUAUGAUGAGUGCGAGCACGAGCUGUAGAAGACUACGCCCUGGGUUCUACUAUCAGUGGACACAAACAUCCAAGACUAUGAUAUGUACCCGAUUUUCCAAGGCAAUCGUCAUCUGGUUCCGUCUCCAGCGGUAUGCCAAUCAGGGCAAACAGUGGGUUGGGAUAGCGGGCCCCUGGUGA
Suillus paluster is the source of this 462-nucleotide messenger RNA. RefSeq lists its product as uncharacterized. Lineage: Eukaryota; Fungi; Basidiomycota; Agaricomycetes; Boletales; Suillaceae. Bases 1 to 462 code for a protein of 153 amino acids. The record is from RefSeq and is a predicted model, not a curated record. The transcript has 4 exons.